AGUUUCGACAAUGGCGGGCACGAGCGUUCCAACCCAAAACGACGUCCUCGUUCCUGAGACGCUGCUGAAGAAGAGAAAGUCGCAAGAGAAGGCCCGCGAGGAGCGCGCUGCGGCAACAAAGGAAAAGAGAGAGAAGAACAAGAAGAAGCGGGCGGUCAUUUUCACCCGCGCGGAGAAGUAUGUGAAGGAAUACCGCGACACUGAGAGGGAGAGGAUUAGGCUCCAUCGCGAAGCCAAGAAGAAUGACAGCUUCUACGUUCCAGAAGAGCCAAAGCUGGCCUUUGUCGUCCGGAUAAAGGGCAUCAACAAGAUUGAUCCCAAGAAGCGGAAGACGCUCCAGCUGCUUCGUCUGCUCCAGAUCAACAACGGUGUCUUUGUUAGGUUAACAAAGGCUACUCUGGAGAUGCUGAAGAUUGUCGAACCUUUUGUCGCGUACGGCUAUCCGAACCAGAAGUCCGUCCGCGAACUCAUCUACAAGCGAGGAUACGGCAAGGUUGACAAGCAACGCAUUCCCCUCACGGAUAACGAAAUCAUUGAACAACAUCUCGGAAAAUACGGCAUGAUCUGCAUGGAGGACCUGAUCCACGAGAUUUACACUGUCGGUCCAAACUUCAAGCAGGCCUCCAACUUCCUGUGGCCAUUCAAACUCAACAACCCCAACGGUGGAUUCCGCGCCCGGAAGUUUAAACAUUAUGUGCAAGGCGGAGACCUGGGCAACCGGGAGGACGCAAUCAAUAGCCUGAUACGCCAGAUGUGUUAAGAAGCAAGACCGGAACGAACGGAAGUGCGGUGUUUUGGGAACCGGAAUUUCGUGCAUGGGUCACUCUGGAAUAUACCAUGGAGUCUUGCAUUUGCAGCGGAGUCCGGCGUCUAGAUCGGAAAAACCAAUGAUGCGUUCACGUGCGGGAGGGGUUUGAUUGAAGGGACCCUGAAUUGAUUGCAAGCCCUCCUACGCUCUACGCCAAUACCGCGUGACACCUACAGGUCAAGUAGACACUAUGAAUAGCGCAUAUGAACAGC
This is a messenger RNA of Trematosphaeria pertusa, 1020 nucleotides long. Its product is annotated as 60s ribosomal protein-like protein l7. The coding region runs from base 11 to 760 and encodes 249 amino acids. Gene Ontology annotation, cellular component: cytosolic large ribosomal subunit. The record is from RefSeq and is a predicted model, not a curated record. Gene Ontology annotation, molecular function: RNA binding; structural constituent of ribosome. Gene Ontology annotation, biological process: maturation of LSU-rRNA from tricistronic rRNA transcript (SSU-rRNA, 5.8S rRNA, LSU-rRNA). NCBI's taxonomy places the organism in Eukaryota, Fungi, Ascomycota, Dothideomycetes, Pleosporales, Trematosphaeriaceae. The transcript is spliced from 8 exons.